Musa acuminata subsp. malaccensis (wild Malaysian banana) is the source of this 3624-nucleotide messenger RNA. Its product is annotated as calcium-transporting ATPase 1, endoplasmic reticulum-type. Gene Ontology annotation, molecular function: ATP binding; ATP hydrolysis activity; P-type calcium transporter activity. NCBI's taxonomy places the organism in Eukaryota, Viridiplantae, Streptophyta, Magnoliopsida, Zingiberales, Musaceae. Gene Ontology annotation, cellular component: membrane. The record is from RefSeq and is a predicted model, not a curated record. Gene Ontology annotation, biological process: intracellular calcium ion homeostasis; calcium ion transmembrane transport.
AAAGCGCCCUUCCCUUGGUCGCUUCUUCCAAAGGGGGAGAGUCGGAGAGAGAGCGUCGGUGGUCGUUCCCAAGCCCGGCGACCGAGACAACCCUAGCCAGAUCUUGUCUUUCUCCCAAAGUUUCGAUCUUUUUGUCAACUCAUCCGUCUUCUUGCGAGAAUUGAGUUUGGUAUGGGGCAGAGUGGGCAGGAUCAGGAGCACCGGAACGGCGUCGGGCCCCAACCCCCGCCUCCCCCUCCUCAGUCAUUCCCCGCUUGGGCCCGCAGCACAGCCGAGUGCCAGGCCGAGUUCGCGGUGUCGGCGGUGGCCGGCCUUCGGUCCGAGGAGGUUGCGUGGCGGCGCGAAAUAUACGGGUGGAACGAACUGGAGAAGCACUCUGGGCCGUCGAUCUGGCGUCUCGUCCUCGGUCAGUUCGAAGACACCCUCGUCCGGAUCCUCCUCGCCGCCGCCGUUGUGUCCUUCCUCCUUGCUUGGUACGAUGGCGAUCGUGGCGGUGGCGGCGAGGCUGGGUUGACCGCCUUCGUCGAGCCGUUGGUGAUCUUUCUCAUCCUCGUCGUGAAUGCUGUGGUCGGUGUGUGGCAGGAGAACAACGCAGAGAAGGCCCUGGAGGCGCUGAAGGAGAUCCAAUCGGAGCAUGCUGCCGUCAGGAGGGACGGCAAGUUGAUACCCACUUUGUCUGCUAGGGAACUCGUACCAGGAGAUAUCGUAGAGCUCAGGGUCGGUGAUAAGGUGCCUGCUGAUAUGAGAGUUCUGCAACUGAUAAGCUCCACCUUCAGAGUAGAUCAGGGGUCUUUGACAGGGGAGAGCGCUGCAGUCAACAAGACCAAUCGGGCGGCCAAUUCAGAGGACACCGAUAUCCAGGGGAAAGAAUGCAUGGUGUUUGCGGGCACGACGGUCGUGAACGGGAGCUGUGUUUGCUUGGUCACGCAGACCGGAAUGAACACGGAGAUUGGUAAGAUACAUUUGCAGAUUCAUGAAGCUUGUCAGAGUGACGACCAGACUCCAUUGAAGAAGAAACUGAAUGAGUUCGGGGAGGUCCUGACAGCUAUAAUAGGCGUAAUCUGUGCUUUCGUUUGGCUUAUCAACGUGAAGUACUUCCUCACUUGGGAGUACGCUGAUGGCUGGCCGAGAAAUUUCAAGUUUUCGUUUGAGAAAUGCACCUAUUACUUUGAGAUAGCAGUGGCCUUGGCAGUCGCUGCUAUCCCAGAGGGUCUUCCAGCAGUGAUUACAACUAGCCUGGCAUUGGGUACGCGAAAGAUGGCGCAGAAGAAUGCGCUGGUGCGAAGGUUGCCGAGCGUUGAGACUCUGGGAUGCACGACGGUCAUUUGUUCUGAUAAGACUGGCACGCUAACUACAAAUCAGAUGUCGGCAGUGAGAAUUGUAGCUAUGGGCCGGCAGACCAAUGAUCUCAGAAAAUUCAAAGUUGUUGGUGCUACAUAUGACCCGUGUGAUGGAGAGAUACAUGAUUGGCCGGCUGAGAAUAUGGAUGACAACCUUCAGAUGAUCGCAAAGAUCGCUGCUGUUUGUAAUGAUGCGAGCAUCUCAAACUCAGGUCAUCAGUAUGUUGCGAGUGGAAUGCCCACUGAAGCUGCUCUGAAGGUUCUAGUUGAGAAAAUGGGAAUUCCUGGAGGCUUUGAUCCUUCGUCCUUGGAAUCUUCUGAGAUAUUACGUUGCUGUCAAUGGUGGAAUGGGUGUGCACGUAGGGUUGCGACCCUUGAAUUUGAUCGAGUUCGAAAAUCAAUGGGAGUUAUUGUGAAAUCAGACUCAGGAAGCAAUUCAUUACUUGUGAAGGGAGCUGUCGAAAGUUUGUUAGAGAGAUGUUCCUACAUUCAGUUGCUUGAUGGUUCCGUUAUGCAGUUGGAUGAGAGUACAAAAAAUCUUGUCCUAGAAGCGCUUCAUGAGAUGUCGACCAAUGCGUUGCGUUGUUUAGGUUUUGCAUAUAAAGAUGAUAUAUCAGAAUUUGCUACAUAUGAUGGUGAAGAUCAUCCUGCUCAUAAGCUUUUACUUGAUCCAUCUAAUUACUCAUCUGUCGAGAGCGAACUCAUCUUUGUCGGCUUGGUUGGACUGAGGGAUCCUCCUCGGCAAGAAGUUCACAAAGCAAUCAAGGAUUGUAAAGCAGCUGGGAUUAGAGUCAUUGUAAUAACUGGUGAUAACAAAGAAACAGCUGAAGCAAUUUGCCGUGAAAUUGGUGUCUUUAGCCCUAAUGAGGACAUUAGCUCUGCAAGCUUCACAGGGAAAGAGUUUAUGUCUCUCUCUGAUAAAAAAAAUAGAUUAAGGCAAAAAGGUGGACUUCUGUUCUCAAGGGCAGAACCAAAGCAUAAGCAAGAAAUUGUGAGACUGCUUAAAGAAGACGGUGAGGUGGUUGCAAUGACAGGUGAUGGGGUAAAUGAUGCCCCUGCCCUGAAAUUGGCUGAUAUUGGUAUUGCCAUGGGCAUAUCUGGGACAGAGGUUGCCAAGGAAGCUUCUGAUAUGGUGUUAGCAGAUGACAAUUUCAGUACAAUUGUUGCUGCAGUUGGUGAAGGAAGAUCUAUUUAUAACAACAUGAAAUCCUUUAUAAGGUACAUGAUAUCCUCCAACAUUGGUGAAGUUGCUUCUAUUUUUCUGACAGCAGCUUUAGGCAUUCCUGAAGGGCUGAUUCCUGUUCAGCUUUUGUGGGUCAAUCUAGUCACAGAUGGUCCCCCAGCAACAGCUUUGGGUUUUAACCCACCGGAUAGAGAUAUAAUGAAGAAACCCCCUCGACGAACUGAUGAAUCAUUGAUCAGUGCAUGGAUCCUAUUUCGUUAUUUGGUCAUUGGCCUUUAUGUUGGAAUUGCUACUGUAGGUGUUUUCAUCAUAUGGUACACACAUGGAUCUUUUCUGGGAAUUGACUUAAGUGGAGAUGGUCACACACUCCUAACCUAUUCACAGCUCACCAACUGGGCCCAGUGCUCAGCUUGGGAGGGCUUCAGUGUAGCACCAUUUACGGCUGGAAAUCAUCUUUUCUCCUUUGAUACAAACCCAUGUGAAUAUUUUCAAUCAGGAAAAGUGAAGGCAACGACUCUUUCCCUCUCUGUCUUGGUGGCAAUUGAGAUGUUCAAUUCAUUCAAUGCCCUGUCUGAAGAUGGUAGUCUUCUAACGGUGCAUCCGUGGGCCAACCUGUGGCUUCUAUUGGCGAUGUGUAUCUCAUUCGGGCUUCACUUCUUGAUCAUAUAUGUGCCUUUCCUUGCUCAGGUAUUUGGAAUUGUGCCCCUCAGCUUCAACGAAUGGCUUCUGGUGCUGGUGGUUGCUUUCCCGGUCAUCCUUAUUGAUGAGUUGCUCAAGUUUGUAGGAAGGUACAGGAGCUCAUUUGGUAUUCAGAGACUAUCUAAGAGAAACAAGGUUGAUUGAAGCCAGCCAUUUGGUGUUGGUUCCCCUGAUAAUUUACACAUCAAGUUUUUCUAUAACUUCAUUCUUUGCCAGACCAAGAGCUGGUUUCAAGACCUUAACAAAGAGAAAGGGAGGGAAAGUUCUAGUCGAAAGGCCAAAACUUGCUUCCAGUUCUUAUUCAGGAGACCUGAGGCUGCAUUUUUCUUCAAUUGUCAGUAAUUCAAUUCAAGCUUGCACUGAUAUACACGAGGCCAUGUCAAGUUGAAACUUACUAUGAUA